UGGACCACCACCUCCUUUGGACGUGAAUCGCCAAGCCCUUUGCUCGCUGCCGGUUCACACAGACGCUGCCAAUAUCUUUGACUAACCCAAAUCCCUUGUAUUGCUUAAUCAAAAAUAUCAAAGGGCUCGUGUACUAAGGUGUAGACCCUUGUCCUCACGUGUAACUUUGGAAAUUGCUGGGUUAUCUUAUCGAUAACGGGUUCUUACUGUAUUUCCAACUCUGCAACCAGCGCGACGCGCAACAUGUGCCGCAAAAAGCUCCGCAUGGCCAACGUCCACCGCGCCAGGCGUCCUCUUAGGCAGAAAUGGCCACCCAACCGGCAUGUCUUGCUUGAAUCUUAUUUCGACUUUACGUUACCCUCCGCGACCGUUGACCAGUCCCCGACCAAGAGAAUAUGCGACCGUCGCGCCCCUUCCGUUGCCACGUCCCAGACUCUAUAUCCCAACACGACGAGCGAGGAUCAUCAGUUGGCACAUCGUCUGUCGGACCCUCUAUACCCCAAAAGUGGAUUUAUGGCUACAGGCGAGACAACCAUUACUGAGAAAGGAAGUUCUGCACCUAUGUCCGAGAAGAUGACGCAACAUGAGACCGAAUGAAAGGAGAGGCGAAACGAAGCACUUCGAAAAUAUGAUGAGCCGCCAUACUUGUACUCGCUAAUGCGAAUCUUUUCAGCCUUUCAAUGUAAAAGAAGCAUCUUUCGUACAAGAAAAUAGGGAAAGAUAACAGUGAUAUAAAACCUACAUAUUUAAUCUCUUUACCUGAAGUUCAGGGUUGAGGCAUCACGUAGAGAGGAAGGUCAACCCAGCCCUUGCUCCUUUUUGUUACAAACAUACCAGAUAGGAGACCUUUAUAGGGAAGCUCUGAACCACC
Messenger RNA from Pyricularia oryzae 70-15, 871 nucleotides. RefSeq lists its product as uncharacterized. NCBI's taxonomy places the organism in Eukaryota, Fungi, Ascomycota, Sordariomycetes, Magnaporthales, Pyriculariaceae. The record is from RefSeq and is a predicted model, not a curated record. The coding region runs from base 244 to 597 and encodes 117 amino acids. The transcript is spliced from 2 exons.